UUGACACAGCUAAUUUAUUUCAUCACCAUAACCUCAAAAUAUUUAAAUUGUACCUUUCAUUCAAAGAAAUUUAAUGUAAACUACCUUAAAGCACCUUCCAGGGAUUGUUAAAAUGGAUUCUGUAAAGGGAUACUUUGAUUAUAAUAUUCCAAAUCAAUGCAUCAGCAGCGAUUUUGAAAGAACAGCAAAACGAUUAUGUGAAUUUGGUUAUUGCACAAUCGCGAUUAAUCAAACCAUUGACGAAUCUGCACUAGAAGAGUCAAUUACCGAAGGUAAAAAGAAAAAGAAAAUUGAUAAAGGGGACAUUGUUCCACCACCAAUUUAUCCAAAGGCAAUAAAGGGCUAUGAGACAUUGAAAAUACUGAACAGAUUAACAAUCGCCUUCACAAAUCCGGAUAUUAUUAAUCGCAUUAUUAAAUCACCCAACUUUAAAAAGUAUGACAUCAUUGCCGCUCAACCUGAAAGUCAACAAGCAUUUCAGUUUACAUGUACUAGUUUUGAAGCUGAUAUUUUUUCAUUCAACCCCUCGACAAAACCGAAUUACAGACUGCAGCGUAAGUUAUAUUACUUGCUGAUUGAAAGAGGAGCGUACUUCGAACUUAUGUAUGGACCCGCUAUAGAAGAUAGUACUAAAAGAAAAAAUAUACUAGCCACCGCUCAUAUGUACCACUCUUUUGGAAAAUCGAGAAAUAUCAUUAUCUCAAGUGGGAUUACUAACAGUCUUUUGUUAAGAAGCCCUUAUGACGUUACCAAUUUGGGUUUAUUGUUUGGUUUAACUGACGGACAAGCUAAGGAUGCGGUCCUAAAUAAUGGGCGGAAUGUUUAUAUUCAUGGAGUGGGAAGACGGUUAGGUAAAACAAUUUUGCUGUUUGAAAGUUUAACAAACGAAGAAUAUUCUGUUGAUAAUCAGAGAGGUGAAGACGAAGAAAUGGAACUUGAUCAACCUGCUCUAAAGAAAUCUAAGCAAUAUUCUACUUAAUAUAGGACUUAAAAUUAAUUUUUGUUUAAAUGGGUAACGCAAAGAAAGGAUUAGUGUUUCUGUACAUUAGGAGGCGAUUUGCGUAACGUUUUGUUUAUUAGUCUUGGUGCUCUGCUAAGAGUUUCCUAACCAGUGGUAUGCCAUUGCAUUAUUCAACUGCUUUCCGAAUAUAUGUAACAAGAGGUCUGCCAAAUACUAUAGAAAACGAUGUAAAAAUAUUAAAUGGGCAACUAUUCAACCUAAAAUCCAAUUAGGUACCUAUUUAAAAGUUUUAUUUUUAUGAAUUUGAAUAAUUUUAAAUACUUGGAUUUCAGUAGUUGCCAAUUUAAUACCUAUUUUUAAAUAUAUACAUUUAUGGAUUUAAAUAAUUAACAAUUUUAGGUAAACAUUUCACUAUUUAAAAAUCAAAAAUGAGUCAUUUUAGUUCCAAAUAUUUAGUACAAUUUGUAUGGUAUGUGCGUAUGUAGCUUAGCGCGUUUACAUUUGUGAUUCCUUUACAGUGCGGAUUAAAAUAGAUGAUUUCUUAACUUUAUUGUUAAUAAAUAUAAGUAAUUGAUGUCUGAAACAACCUGUUAAGAUCGUUUUUAAUGCUGAAUGAAUUUGUGUAAACUUUUAUAACAAAUGUGCUUCAUCUAAUCAUUAAGUGUCAUCUACCUAAACAAAUACGGUGGUACCAAGACCAAAGCAUUUAUAAUCAAGCGAAUGUUUUUAAAAUAAUUGGGCAUAUUUUAUGCUAGUUAGUGUAAACUCAAUUUGUAUCUUUCAUACCUCCACAAAAAACAUGUAUCAUUCGUCCACUCUUCCAAAAAAAAAACAUAAUAAAUACAUAAGACCUUUCCCUGUUAAAAACAAUUAAGAGCUUACUUUGUAAACCACAUCCUAGUUGUAUCAAUGUCUUGUUUUGUUUAAUUCCAUUUUUGCAAUAUAUCAUAGUCUGUCUGAUUAAAUACACUAAUGUUCAAUAAAUUAAGGGUUGAGUGAAAGAGCAGAUAUGGAUGUUAUCCCUGGUGACCCUGUCUGAACUGUGCCAUUUAGACAGGAUCUACGAAAAAUAUCUAAUAAAGUAAUUUAUUAUUA
This is a messenger RNA of Photinus pyralis (common eastern firefly), 2056 nucleotides long. It is a transcript of the gene Rpp30, whose product is annotated as ribonuclease P protein subunit p30. The transcript has 7 exons. Gene Ontology annotation, biological process: tRNA processing. Gene Ontology annotation, cellular component: nucleolar ribonuclease P complex. Bases 113 to 979 code for a protein of 288 amino acids. Gene Ontology annotation, molecular function: RNA binding. Lineage: Eukaryota; Metazoa; Arthropoda; Insecta; Coleoptera; Lampyridae. The record is from RefSeq and is a predicted model, not a curated record.